AUGGCUCAGAUACCAGCAACCCAAACCGCAGCCGUGGUCCCACCCACCGGUGCAACCCUCGACACGCGUCUCGAGAUCAAGAAUGAUCGGCCGGUCCCGUUCCCCGCAGCAGGUGAAUUGCUCGUUAAGCUCGAAUUCUCAGGCGUUUGUCACUCGGAUGUGCAUAGUGUGCGGGGCGAAACGCCUAUGUUGACGGAUGUUGCGGGCCAUGAGGGGGUCGGGACGGUUGUGAAAGUUGGCGAGGGUGUAGAUGGGGAGGUUUGGAGGGGAAAGAGGGUUGGGAUCAGAUGGCUCUACAGCUCAUGUCUAGAGUGUGAGAUCUGCGAGAGGAAUAAUACGGCUUGUCCUUACCAGAAGAAUUCUGGUGCUAAUGUGCCGGGUACAUUUCAACAAUACAUCACCAGUCCAGCUGUGCAUGUCACGAAGAUCCCCUCGGAGCUGUCACCGGCUGAAGCUGCGCCGCUGCUAUGCGCCGGAAUCGCUAUGUACUCAUCUAUCAUGAAAACAAAGACACGGCCAGGAGACUGGAUCGUCCUUCCAGGUGCAGGAGGAGGGCUAGGGCAUAUGGGCGUUCAAAUUGCAGUUAAGAAAGGCCUGAAGGUCAUCGCCAUUGACACCGGCGGCAAGAAACGCGAGCUCUGUCUGAGUCUCGGAGCUACAACAUUCCUUGACUACAAGACCGACGAUGUGGAAAGCGCCGUCAAAAAGCUAACAUCCGGCCUCGGCGCCCAUGCCGUGAUUUGCACGGCGAACGGCGAAGGAGCAUACGAGCAGAGCAUGCGGCUUCUUCGCCGCCUAGGCGUUCUCGUCUGCGUUGGGAUUCCGAACGUUCCGUUCAGAUUGCCGGCGACGCCGUUUGAUAUGAUUGUUAAAGGUCUAACAAUCGUCGGAAACUCCGCCGGUACGGCGCAGGAGAUGGAUGAGUUGAUGGAGAUGGCGCUUGCGGGGGAUGUCAAGGCGCACAUUGAAUGUUUUGAAUUUGAUCAGAUUGAUGAUGUUAUUCAGCGACUGGGGAGGUCAGAGAUUGAUGGAAGAGCUGUUAUGCGGAUUCCGGAGUGA
Aspergillus calidoustus is the source of this 1059-nucleotide messenger RNA. The record is from the annotation of a GenBank genome assembly. Lineage: Eukaryota; Fungi; Ascomycota; Eurotiomycetes; Eurotiales; Aspergillaceae.